Molecule: messenger RNA, 1476 nt
Organism: Cryptococcus wingfieldii CBS 7118
Lineage: Eukaryota; Fungi; Basidiomycota; Tremellomycetes; Tremellales; Cryptococcaceae
Exons: 3
Coding region: 1-1476 (491 amino acids)
Biological process (GO): adenosine to inosine editing; RNA processing
Cellular component (GO): nucleolus; cytoplasm
Molecular function (GO): double-stranded RNA adenosine deaminase activity; double-stranded RNA binding; tRNA-specific adenosine deaminase activity
Source: RefSeq, a predicted model, not a curated record
AUGCUCCCAUCCCGCCUCGCCCAAGCAUCCAUAGACCUGUACACCGCCCUUCCCGCCCACGGCAAACCCACCUGCAGAGACAACGGCGUCCCGGAAUGGACAAUACUCUCGACCAUAUCCCUCGUCUGCUCUACUGGCCAAGAACAUACAACCCUUCAAGAUGAAACAGAGAAACCUCCACGGAUAGUGCCAAUAUCUAUUGGGACAGGAGUCAAAGUCUUGCCCCAUGCGCGACUACCACCAGUGGGCGACGCAGUACAUGAUUGUCAUGGCGAGAUCCUGGCCAGAAGAGGUUUUGUUCGGUGGUUGAUACACCAGGCCUCUCUAGUCGCUGAUACGGGCACACCUGUGGAUAAUGCACCCAGAGAAGAAAUUUUUGUCGAGCGGAAUGCCAGCGGGCAGUUCAGUCUCAAAAACGGUGUCAAGGUCUGGUUAUACGUCUCGGCUCUCCCUUGUGGAGAUGCUUCUACAAUGUAUACAGCAAUGCAUCAAAAUCAAGAGGACGCGUCGCAAUGGUCCGACUCUCUGGACAUGCCUCCCACGCCGGCGCCAUCACUCACUUCCGACGCCCCGCCCCCGCUCCCCACCCCCGCAGGUCCGCUCAGAGGACGCGGAAAGUACUCCCACAUAUCCUCUCUCCGCACCAAACCCGGUCGACCCGACUCGCCCCCAAGCACGUCAAUGUCGUGUUCCGACAAGAUUGCUUCUUGGGUCGUACUCGGCCUACAGGGCGGGCUAUUGGGAGCGAGUGGGUUAUGGGCGAAGAUAGAGCUGGAUGGCAUGGUGCUGGGUGGUGUGGAACUGCCUAGUGGGGUGGAUCUCGAGCCGGAAGAGUGGGAGAGGAGGGUGAAAGGUGAGGUCGAGAGGGCUGUAUACGAGCGAGUGGCCAACCAAGUAUCACAGAAGUAUACUCCCCGUCUUCCCGACAUCCAAUUCACCUCCUUACCGUUCCCCCACUCCAAACCAUACAUCGCCUCACUCCAUCCCACGGCCCCCGAACCCCAACCAUCCGCCCUUUCCCUAUCACAUCUACCAUGGCUUCUUCUACCCGGCGGCAAGCCAUCUAAAAGAGAGAUACUGUCCAACGGGACGAUACUGUCGGCACCAUGGAAAGCCCCUGGUCUUGUAUCCUUGCGGCCAAAAGGGCGCAGCAGGCUUUGUAAACUCGAGACCCUGUCAGCGUAUACCUCCCUUCUUCAACGAAUUCAACCCGCCCCGCCCGGCGGCUGGGAUGAAGCGACAUACUGGGAUCUCAAACACCCCUCACCAACGCCAGCCUACCAGCUUGCAAAGUCUGCUUUGCGCGGCGAGUUGGUGAAAGUACAAGGCGAAGGCGCUUGGAAGGCGCUUGGGGAGAUGUACUCUACAUCCAAGUCGGAGGAAUCUACAGGGCCAGAUCCGCCAUUUGAAGGGUGGCUGGUAAGCGGGAAACCAUUUGAAUCGUUUACAAUGCUUGGCGAAGUGGUGCAGGAAUAG